CUGGAUCCUGACGGGCUGUAACGGUCUCUCAGGUACACGCUGACGGAGGGCGACUUCCAUCACCUGAAGAAAGCCCGUCUGACGCACAUGCAGCCGCCGGCGCUGAAGAUCCUCACCAUCAUGGAGUGUGAUUCACCGGAGAACAGCGUGACGCUCAGCGAACAGCCCUCACAACACCCAUCCCUCUCCAUAUUCCAGCCCGUGGAGGGUCCUGCGCCGGAGGCUGCAGGAUUGUGGAGCGCUCAAAGCCCCAGCAGUGCUCUGCCUGGAAACACACUGAACACCAGCCCCGAACACACCGCCAAACCAACCCGAUCACACACCAUUGAGGUGAUGAACAGAAGCCUGCUGAUUGACAGAGAUUCCACUUCCUGUCCGACUCAGGGCACCAUGUUCCACUUCCUGUCUAAGCUCAGACGCCACGCCAGUCUGGAGGGAGCAGGUCCGUUCUUCAGCGUCAAGAAAUGGAGACAGGACACCAUCCAGAGAGCGGCGAGUCUCGACACGAGAGGUUCUCCGCGGAGACGUGCGUUUCAGAGGCAGCGGGCGGCCAGCGAGACUCUGGAUCAGGGAGAAGAAACCUUGCACGGUGGAGUCAGUGACUUCUUGUUGCGAAAACCCACCGCACAGCCACAGAAGGAGCCGCCAAGAUGCCUCUCGGCCGGUUCUUUGGAUGCCACCGCAGGAGCUCCUCCUGCCCUCAGCAGGUUAGAGGUAGAAGCCGUAAUGGAGCUCAGAGUCAACACAUAUGCAGUGAAAGACACGACUCCAACAUUGCCCUCAUCCCAAGGACCUCUGCAAGUUGAGGAUGGUGAAGAGGAUGGACAGGGGAUGAUGGCAGGAGCAUCAGGAGGCGACACUGAAGAGUUUGGACCAGUGAGUCGUCAGGAGAGCCUAGAGCAGCCCAGCCUGUACCGUGACAUCUGGAGCCUGAGAGCGUCGCUGGAGCAGUACGCAUCCUCCGACCUGAGCAGCAACGACAGGGACUCCACUCGCAGCGAUGCCGACAGCGUUUGCUCAGCGGGAGCAUCGAGAGUGGGCGUUCCCAGCUACCAGUCGCAAGACAUCGAUGAUGAUCUAGACGGGGACAGUGAGCUUCCAUAUGAUGACGUGGUCAGGGAAGCCGGGCAGAGGAGAAAUGGACUGGACAGCGUAGACUCUGAGAGAGGCAGCGACGGAGAGACAAACAACCGGAAGCUUCUGCAAAUGGACAGUGGAUACGCCUCAAUCGAGGCUCCUUGCAAGGCUCCGGAGGAAUUCAGAUUGUUCGGGAGUAGCUCUGGAAAGACCGCAUCAGAACGUCGCUGCUUUUUCACCAAUUCUGGACGCAAAGGCACAGUUUGUGAGAGUUUUGAGGCACGGUUGUUCAAGGAGGAGCUGGAAGACGAGGCAUCGGAGAGCAGCGUAAGUUUGGAGGCAGACACUCCUGCUUCGGUUUCCCACCAAGAACCCGUGACCAAACCCAGGCCACACUUCCGCCGCAGAGACUACAGCAUCGAUGAGAAGACGGAGGCACUGUUUAAUGAAUUCCUACGCCAUGACCCCCAGUUUGACCAACAGGGCUCGCCCUCCUUGCGUCACCGGCACCGCUCCCGAAUCCAUCUAAGGAAGCAGUGGCAGCGCAGCAAGCAGUACAGCGACCCCGGUGCCGCUCGAUACUCACCAUCUCUAGAGCGACAGCGCUGCUACCCGCUACGCCGAGGCGACAGCGCCAACUACCCCUUAGACACACGCUACCACAGUACCUUGCCUCGCAUCGCUAGCGCCGCGGACGAGGAGGCCAGCGAGGGAGCAGCGAGUACGGAAUCGCCCGAGCCAGAAAAAUCUGGUCCAGAGCUGGAGGGUGCUGGUCCGCCCUCAGAAACAGGCAGUUCUGGUCCAGACCUGGAGGAAAACGCAAACAACAGCAGCAACAACACAAGCCGACAUUUCUUUUCAUCCCAAAUGCAGGACAGCAGUGCCAGGCAUUCUGGGAGACUGAAGGUCUUGGGAACAAAUGCUCAUCUCGCAGAUUCACAAAAACAUUCACAGAUGGACCGUGGUGGACCAAUGACUACAUUUAGUUCUCAUUUGCAUUCACAUACACACACAGUCAUGCCGGAUCCCACUGUUCCGGAUCAGGAUUCGGACUACACGCAUCACACUCUCACUGACAUCAGUCCGUCAGACAAACUGGCGUCCACACUGGACGAUCGGCUCUACUCUAACCUGAGGACUCAAAGAGGGAGUCAAGAGUGUGUCGUGACCGUAAGCCACACCUCACCAGAUCUAGAAGAAUAAAGGGCCGUUCGCACUAAGAACAAUAACUAUGACCAUGAAGUUGCAUUAAUCGCUCUGACUCUAAGAGAAUUGCGAAGUCCACACCACAGCUAUAACGAUAAUGAUACAGAUGAACGAUAUAGUUGGAAUCACGUUCAUAACGCAAUCUGACUUUAACUUGAGCAUUU
Molecule: messenger RNA, 2447 nt
Organism: Sinocyclocheilus anshuiensis
Lineage: Eukaryota; Metazoa; Chordata; Actinopteri; Cypriniformes; Cyprinidae
Product: voltage-dependent calcium channel beta subunit-associated regulatory protein-like
Exons: 5
Coding region: 88-2280 (730 amino acids)
Biological process (GO): negative regulation of voltage-gated calcium channel activity; negative regulation of calcium ion-dependent exocytosis
Cellular component (GO): secretory granule; plasma membrane
Molecular function (GO): transmembrane transporter binding
Source: RefSeq, a predicted model, not a curated record